AUGUCUUUCAAGAAAGACUCCCACCCUUCAUCGGCCGCGUUCGACGUGAUCCAACAAACCCUCCAAUCCGAUGAUGCCGAGCGCAAAUCUGCGAUCGAAGGCGCGAAGGCCAUCGUUUCCUUCAAUAUCAAGAACAGCUCGGGUGAAGAGUCGGCCUGGUACCUCGACCUGAAAAAAAAUGGCGAAGUUGGACAUGGUGCUGCCCCCGCCAACACCAAGCCCGAUGUCACCCUUUCCCUUUCAGAUGAAGAUUUCGAGAAGCUUGUAUCCGGCAAGGCCAAUGCCCAGCGCCUGUUUAUGGGAGGCAAGCUCAAGAUCAAGGGUAACAUCAUGAAAGCCACAAAGAUGGAGCCUAUCCUCAAGAAGGCUCAAGGAAAGGCCAAGCUCUAG
Penicillium taxi is the source of this 390-nucleotide messenger RNA. RefSeq names its product SCP2 sterol-binding domain-containing protein. Gene Ontology annotation, cellular component: cytosol. The record is from RefSeq and is a predicted model, not a curated record. Bases 1 to 390 code for a protein of 129 amino acids. The transcript is spliced from 3 exons. Lineage: Eukaryota; Fungi; Ascomycota; Eurotiomycetes; Eurotiales; Aspergillaceae.